CAAGAAAACGUCCUUGUUUCCAAUCAGUGGAUAUGUUUAGUAGUAUUGAAGAAUUAUUCAGCUAACUAUGAACAACACUGAUCAAUAUUUGUGAUAAAUGAACACAUGUUGACGUUUAUGUUUACUUAUAUAUGCAAAUAUAGGUCACGUACUGUACAUUCGGGAGUAAACGGCGGGAAAAACACAUGUGCUUGCAUACACGUGUGUUCAACUGGACAAUAACAAACCAUUUUGGCCCGUGUCAACAGUCCACAGUGUUUCGAUUUUUCUAGCGAUGUGUGGGCGGACUGCCUGCACCUUGGCCCCAGAUGAUGUGUGUCAAGCCUGCAACUACCAUGACAGGAAAGGUGAAGCACAGAAACCAAUGUGGAGAGACCCUCCUGGGGGCCAACAGUACUAUCCCUCCUACAACGUGUCUCCAGGCUCGCAUACGCCUGUCUUGCUGUCCAGUAAACACUACUUUGGGGAGCUAGAGGGUUUGUCAGACCGUGUCAUUCAGCCUAUGAUGUGGGGACUGGUUCCUUCCUGGCACAAAGGUGACCCCAAGAAGGUCAGCUAUGAGACCAACAACUGCCGGGCAGAAGGGAUGCUGGAGAAACGGACCUAUAAGGUGCCACUCGAAAAGGGCAGACGAUGUGUGGUGUUAGCAGAUGGUUUCUUUGAGUGGAAAAGGGACAAAGAUAAAAAGCAACCAUAUUUCAUAUAUUUUCCAAAAUCAUCAUCAUGUACAGCAAGUGAUGCUAAUGGUGGCAUUAAAAAGGAGGUGAAAAUGGAAGAUUCCGAUUGGCCAGAUAUUAAAGAGGAGUCAACAGAUGAAAGAACAGAGUAUUUGUCCAGAGAAUGUGGAGAUCUGGAUAAGGUGGUAGAUAACAAGACUUCUCAGGACAAAGAAGAUUUUAGACAGAAGUCUGAACUAAAAACAGAAAUCAAAAUGGAGCCUAGUAGUGACUUUCCUCAGAAUGUGAAGUUGGAAUCAGAUUCAUUUUCAGACAUUCCUGAUCAUUGUGAUAGAGAUGAUCUAGAUAAAAAAUGCCAGAACUUUGUUAACAAGGAGGGAAAUGAUGGCACAGGUGAAGCUGUCUUGAGCAACAAACGUCUGCUAACCAUGGCAGGUGUCUUUGACAUUUGGUCACCUCCUGAUGGGGCGCCACCUCUAUACACAUACAGUGUUAUAACAGUUGCCUCCUCUGCUGCUAUGGACUGGCUCCACCACAGAAUGCCGGCCAUCCUUACAUCAGAAGAAGAGGUCAAUGAUUGGCUGGACUUUGGAGAUGUACCUCUGCUAAAGGCGGUGAAGAACAUCCGGCCUGUGGAGUGUAUCCAGCUACACCCUGUGUCCAAUGUUGUUAACAACUCUCGUAAUAAAACACCCGACUGUGUAGAACCUGUUGACCUCAGAAGACCAAAACAAUCUGCCAGUAGUAAUCUUAUGAUGAGCUGGCUGUCCAAACCCAAAAAGGAAGGCGUAUCUCCAGCGAAAUUGUCUGAAAGUCCACCAAAGAAAAAGAAAAAGACAGAAAGUAAUGUGAUGAUGGGCUGGCUAAACAAGGCCAAGAAAUCAUAAAGUGUUCAUUCUGGACUGACUAAACAAGGCCUAGAAAUCAUGAAGUGUUCAUUCUGGACUGGCUAAACAAGGCCUAGAAAUGGUAAAGUGUUCAUUCUGGACUGACUAAACAAGGCCUAGAAAUGGUAAAGUGUUCAUUCUGGACUGGCUAAACAAGGCCUAGAAAUCAUGAAGUGUUCAUUCUGGAAUGGCUUAUUAUAAACAAGGCCAAGAAAUCGUAAAGUGUUCAUUCUGGAAUGGCUAUUAUAAACAAGGCCUGGAAAUCAUGAAGUGUUCAUUCUGGAAUGGCUUAUUAUAAACAAGGCCUAGAAAUCAUGAAGUGUUCAUUCUGGAAUGGCUAUUAUAAACAAGGCCUGGAAAUCAUGAAGUGUUCAUUCUGGAAUGGCUUAUUAUAAACAAGACCAAGAAAUCGUAAAGUGUUCAUUCUGGACUGACUAAACAAGGCCUAGAAAUGGUAAAGUGAACAUUCUGGAAUGCCUUAUUAUAAACAAGACCAAGAAAUCGUAAAGUGUUCAUUCUGGACUGACUAAACAAGGCCUAGAAAUGGUAAAGUGAACAUUCUAGAAUGCCUUAUUAUAAACAAGACCAAGAAAUUGUAAAGUGUGUGCAUUCAAGGGUGGCUAAACAAGGUUAAGGAACUAAAGGAAACCAGUCCACAUGCCGGAGAACUUCUUGGGGAUGACUACUGUAAGAAUUUCUUUAACAGAAUUUCUCAUGUCAUGUCUGAUUUUGCGAUUCUUUAUGAGAAUGUUGAAAACAUGUAUCAUUUGAAACAAAACAACAUUUUGGUGAUAUCAUUUAGUCGUAGAAAGUUCUUUUAAUUGAUUGAAGUUAAAGUGUCUGGACUUAAAGCUCACCUUAACCAAAUGACUGAUGAGCUCAUGCCAUGGCACGGUGUCCAUAGUCUGUCCAUCAACUUUUCCUUCAGAUGGCUACUAGUCAAAAAAGACCAAAUGGUCAGAAGCAUCCUUUGGCAUCCUUUGGCAUCCUAUUCAUACAGGACGGGCUACAUAAUCAUGAUAUUAUGUAGUUAUGUUUUUGAUACGAAAAUAUCUCCAUCCCAUGUGUUCACACCGCCUCCAUCCCUGUGUUCACCCCUUCCAUCCCUAUGUGUUCAAGUCAGCUGGUUAAUGUAUGUACUUGGAUGGUUUUUGUGUAAAAAGAUACUUCCAUCCCUCGCUUUCAACGAAACGGAGGAUAUUGACUUGUCUGUCAGUCACACUUCGGUUUCUGUGCAAUAACAAAAACAGAUAUUGUCGGAUUUUCUUGAAACUUGGUAGCAACAUUAAAUGCCUAAAUGGCUCAGCCAAGCUUGAUCAUAAAAUUUUCCUGGAUGUUAUUUGGCAGAGUUAUGGCCCUUUGAUUAACGAAAAAUGUAAUGUUUGGAUGUUUCCAUGCAAUUAUGGCAACAAAUAUUAUCAGAUUUUCUUGAAACUUGAAAACAACAUCAAAUGCCUGAAUGGCUCAGCCAAGUUCGAACAACACUUUUUGCAGACAUUAAUUGGCUGAGUUAUGGUCCCUUGAUUAAUGAAAAAUUUAAUUUUUGGAUGUUUCCAUGCAAUAAUAACAACAAAUUUUAUCAGAUUACCUCUUCAUGAAAGGUGGGAAAGCGGGGGAUAUAAAUUAUGAAUUAGCUUGUUUACCCAAAGAUAUGUGUGUUAUGUUAUAGCCAUUGAAUUAUUUAGUGAAGUUAAAAAUUGUACUGGAAUUUUAAAGUUAGAUUUAAAUGGAAUGAUUUAGAUAAGUUCAAAAUAUAAACAUUGAAUGAUUUGGUUAAAUACACAUUGUCAGAAAGAUAGGAAUAAAAGCUCAAGUGUCCUGAACUUCAAAAACAUAGUCAUGCUUUUAUAAAAUGUGAAUGAAGAGAGUAUUAGGAAUGAGAGGGAGAGUUACCAAGAUAAAUUGUGAAAUACUGAUGAUGUUGACAAAAUCAUUUUUUGUUUUGUUUGCUGUUUAUUAGCUACCCUCCUCAAGAGAGGGGGGGGGGCUUAUGUUUGUUGUCGCCCCUGGUGUCGGCAAUCAUUAAUAAAUGUUAAGUUUUUGGUUCAAGUUGAAAGGCAUCAAUCAGUAAAUCAUUUAUAAUUCUACAUGGGUUCUAAUAUUUGAUUUCAGGGUUGCUGUAUGGGGUUAACUAUUCCUUUUGGGAUCUAAAUGAAUCAUUUCGGGGGAAAAAGUCUGUUUUUUUUUAAACACUUCAGACUUAGACUUUUUAGGUCAAAUUUGAUGUUAAGAUUUUGGUGCAAGUGUUGAAAGGCAUAAUGCAGUUAACUCCUCUAUAAGUGUACUAGGGUGCUAAUUUAUACAUGUCAAUUUUACCUUUAAAUAUUGCAAUAUUUUCUGGUUGAAUAUAUCUAUAUAUUGCAAUAUAGAUUCCAUUUGAUGAACUCGCCCCCUAAUGAUGGUGUGAGGUAUAGUGAUAUACAGUGUUGCUUUGUAACAAUGUUAGUGCUCUUGUUAACACUUACAAUAUAUGUUAUUUACUUUUAUAAAUAAAAAUUACAAUUCAAAA
This is a messenger RNA of Pecten maximus, 4073 nucleotides long. RefSeq names its product abasic site processing protein HMCES-like. The record is from RefSeq and is a predicted model, not a curated record. Gene Ontology annotation, molecular function: single-stranded DNA binding. The transcript has 9 exons. NCBI's taxonomy places the organism in Eukaryota, Metazoa, Mollusca, Bivalvia, Pectinida, Pectinidae. Gene Ontology annotation, biological process: DNA damage response. Bases 275 to 1564 code for a protein of 429 amino acids.